This is a messenger RNA of Wyeomyia smithii (pitcher-plant mosquito), 1692 nucleotides long. RefSeq lists its product as uncharacterized. Bases 334 to 1470 code for a protein of 378 amino acids. The record is from RefSeq and is a predicted model, not a curated record. Gene Ontology annotation, biological process: SCF-dependent proteasomal ubiquitin-dependent protein catabolic process; positive regulation of protein ubiquitination. Gene Ontology annotation, molecular function: protein binding. The transcript has 3 exons. NCBI's taxonomy places the organism in Eukaryota, Metazoa, Arthropoda, Insecta, Diptera, Culicidae. Gene Ontology annotation, cellular component: SCF ubiquitin ligase complex.
UCGAUGUCGGAUGAAUCUGCGGUGGCGACGUUUGCCAAACAAUAACAAAGCGCGUUCACGAGUGGAUCGUUCGUUCUGCUUCUAUCAGCUGAGUGCGGCGGGACUGAACUUGACAUUGACGCGGUAGUGUGUUGUUGCGUCGUAAAUUUUCACUUUUGCAUAUAUUUUUUUAACUGCUGACGAAGAGAUAAAGAAAGCAUUUUUGCAUCAACGCCGGAGAAGUGCAAGUUUAUGCUUUCUCGGUGGAAAGGAAGUGCGCCUGAAAACUGAGUAAUAAAAUCACGAUUCGCGGAAAGUGAACCAGGGCUCACGCCUAAAGUACGUGACAAAGAAAUGUCGCUUGGCAUCGACGAUCUACCGUUUGAGAUACUUUGCGAUGUGUUUGACUAUCUUCCGCUGGAGGACAUUAAAACAGCGGCUCUCGUAUGUCACCGCUGGAAUCAGAUAGUUUUCUCAGAGCUAUACAUCAAACGAUUCCGAUUGGUGAUUAACCUGAACGAAUCGUUGAUCAAGUUAAGACAAAUGGCCCAGAUUUUGGAGAAAUCUGAUCGAGAGUACUACAGCAUUAUCUUGAAGGUGAACUUGGGCAGUCCGCUGACCGAAGCCCGGUUAAAGAUUGUGAAGUUCGUUGUACGAAUAAUAUCCGAGUAUGCGGAGUCACUCUAUUUCAAUAUGGCGGAUUUACGGUUGGAGUCGUGCGUUUCCGAAAGGCUGCUGCGCAGCCGAAAACUCCAACUAUUCGACACACGUGCCAAAUACAUCCCUCUGGGAAUGGGUCUGAAGGAAUCGAUGCUUGCUGCGAUCUGUGAGUAUGCAACCGAUCUUGUCGAUCUGGUGAUCGCCGAAAUGAACAUCAACAAUCCAAAGGCACUGGAAAAGAUGUCUCUGUUGGCUCAGCUAAAGCUACUUCUAAUAAGUGAUUACUAUCCAUACGUUCGACCUGCCAGUCCCCCGAUCAGUCUUCCGAAUCUGGAAAACCUUUCACUUAUCAACGUGACAGAUGAAUCGAACUUCUACUUUAAGGCGGACAGUCUGAAACGUUACUUUAUCCACACUAACGGAACGGAUGCACCGCGGACAAUGCAAUCGAUAGCCGAAAACAUCAACGGAAUCAGUAGGCUUUGUGUUCACUUUACCGCUCGGACUAUCCGGGCGGAGCAAAUUUUCGAAUAUCUCGAUCGCUUUCCUAACCUGAACACGUUCGAGCUGGGAGGAGUGGCAAUUCCGGCUGAAGUACUUAAGGAUCUCAAUCCCCGCAAUCGAGUGCAGAAGUUGAUCUUCGUCGAGUGUCAUCUGGAAACUAUCGCAUUACACGAUCUCACAUCCAAAUUAAGGUUCCUGAGACAGUUGGUAUUUGAUUCGUGUUUUCUGUUCCACAAACAGGAAGGUUUUCAGCGGAUUCAAUACGACGAUCUAGAACCGGUGAGACGAGCGUUACCUAACCUGCAGGUGCUGUUGGAUUACAACUGAAAACAAGCUUCCCUGGUUAUGAAACGCUAACGAUUGAUCGAGUAGCGUAUGUAAAUUAGUAUAAAUUUAUAUUGUUAACUUGUUUGUUUGCUCUUGCUUAAAAGAGUGUUCUAUUGUUAACUAUGAAGGUAGACUUAGCAACAAUCGUUAGGUAUUAAGUAGUGAAUAAAGGAUACAUCGCACCCCGAACUCCCCUGUUGUUCACACGUGCGCUAAUAAUAA